CUGCACCGCCGCUCCGCACCGAGUGCUGAGACACAACUAGCUUUUCCUCCUUGGGCUGCAAGGUAUGUUGCUUAAAUUGUCAAUGGAUGUUUCCAAAAGGCUUUGCAUGGCUUAGUGGAAAACCAUGACAUGAUUCUGUGCCUCACCUCAAGAUUCUCCUCUCCUCAGAGUGCUGCGUAAAAGUAAACACGCUCAUUUGCUGCAGGAUCCAGCUGUGUAGAAAGCCAAAGACACCUUGUCGUGCGUCAUCUUCCUCUGGCGGUGAUAUUUGCUUUGGAUUUUUAACAUUUUCUGCAUUUCAACAUCAUUUUUACAACGCACUGCCUGACUUUUUGCCCACAGCUGUUUUUUCCUGUUUGGAUCACCAGCUGAAAUAAGCGGAAAGACUGUGAGACAAGCGGAGGGGUUUGAUUCCAGCUAACAGACCUUUUUAUACGGAAUUAUUUGUCGGAUUGAAUCUACAUAAAUUUGGGUUCAUGCCGGAUUUCGAGCAUUUCAGAUUUUCCUACUCGAGCAUGAAUCCUGUCCUGGGUGAGAACGGCUUGCUGGCUCCCCAGCAGCAUCACCAGAUGACGGGCCAGACCGAGUCUGCCAUCCCGGAGCCGGGAUACUUCCUGGGCGACCACGGAGGAUUCGGACCCGACGGGUUGUCUGGGCUUGACCUGGGGGCUCUUCCGCCGUCGGGCCUGGCCUACCUUCACCUGGGCAGCCCCCUGCACCGCGUCCCCCCCGCGGCCACGGCGCUGCGCAACGACUUGGGAUCCAACAUCAGCGUGCUGAAGACCCUGAACUUGCGGUUCCGCUGCUUUUUGGCCAAAGUGCACGAGCUGGAGCGCAGGAAUAAGGUGUUGGAGAAGCAGCUGCAGCAAGCAUUAGAAAAUAACAGCGGGUGCGAUGCACACCAGAAGCCCCAAACCAAAGAAAUGGGAGUACAGACCGGAUUUAUCGGGCCCAUCACCACUAGACCCAAUAUCAUGCCGCUCCACAACGCCAACAACUCGGCCUACCUACCUGGUGGCCUUCUCUCUCCCACUCUGAACCCCCCUCCCCUCUUUGACAACAAAUACUUCCAGGGAAGCAACCUCAUCACCGAUUCAAACUCCAACCUUACAGCUUCCUCUUUUUCCACUAGCCCGGCGCUGAGUCCAAGCGACCCAUUCAAACCCAUCACGAACAUCAACGAGAAGCAGGCCUGUCACACCGGGACAAACACCACUCUACCCCCACCACCACGCUUCAUGCCCGGGUCCAUUUGGUCCUUCAACCACACCCGGCGCUUUGGCGCCGGGAGGGAGUCCUGCGUCGCAGGGCCCGGGGUCUCCUGGACGCACCCAGACGGUGUUGGAGUCCAGAUCGACACCAUCACACCGGAGAUCAGGGCUUUGUACAACGUGCUGGCCAAAGUUAAGAGAGAAAGAGAUGAAUACAAGAGAAGAUGGGAGGAGGAGUACACAGCCAGGAUGGACCUGCAGGAGAAGGUGGCUGAACUUGAAGAGGACUUGCAGGAAAGCGAAGUGUGUCAGGAUGAGCUGGCUCUCAGAGUAAAGCAGCUCAAAGCGGAGCUUGUUCUCUUCAAAGGACUCGUCAGCAAUGCAAGUCUGCUCUGUUGCUUUGAUUUAUUCAAACCCUAUAUCCUGGACCUUUCCGAUCUGGACAGUAAGAUCCAGGAAAAGGCCAUGAAGGUGGACAUGGAUAUCUGCCGGCGCAUUGACAUCACCGCUCGCCUCUGUGACGUCGCCCAGCAGAGGAACUGCGAUAAUGUGAUCCAGUUCUUCCAGGCCACCCCCCCCUCCACUUUGAGCCGCCAGUCCAGGAAGCAGGGCGGGCACUCCGCGAAGGGCGGGGAUGGAGACGACCAAAGCAUGUCUGAGGGCGAGGGAGGCGGCGCCAAAGACGACGAGUCGUGCGCCUCGGCGGCCAAUCAGAUCAACGAGCAGAUGCAGCGGAUGCUGAACCAGCUGAGAGAGUGCGAGUUUGAGGACGACUGCGACAGUCUGGCCUGGGAGGAAACCGAAGAAACCCUGCUGCUGUGGGAGGAUUUUCCCGGAUACACGCUGGGAGUGGAAGCGCAGGGAGAGCUGCAAGAGGAGUCCAUCGAGAAAGUCAUAAAAGACACAGAGUGUCUGUUCAAAUCCAGAGAGAAGGAAUACCAGGACACCAUUGACCAGAUAGAGCUUGAACUGGCCACAGCAAAGAGCGACAUGAACCGCCACCUGCACGAGUACAUGGAGAUGUGUUCCAUGAAGAGGGGGCUGGAUGUCCAGAUGGAGACCUGCAGGAGGCUCAUCACGCAGAGCGGAGACAGGAAGUCCACCUCCCUCAUCACGCUCUCGGUGGACGACUCCGACAACGAGGACAAGGAGAGGAAGAAGCUGGCUCUCCCCGCCGACUCUGAGAGCAGAGACUCCCGCCGCGACAUCAAUGCCGCUAUCCCCCCCCUGACUUGGAGAAAACCCUAGCAUUCAGACGUCAGCUGUCUGCACAUCCUGCGCAGCGGCUGAGCGACAGGAAAACCAACGCUAGCACACGCACAUCAGAAACUGUGCGACUUUUGAUUUCAUAGAGGCAGUAGCGCUUUAGAAGCAGCAGUUGUGAAGUUUCCUUUCAUUUGAAAUCAUCCUCACGUGUAUGCAAAAGCGGCCAGUCAGCAGAUCUUUGAUCGUUUCUUCACCUGACUGAAAAAUCAGCCAGCAUGGCAUCAGGAAAGCAGCAGAGAAGUUUAUCUUCUAAAUACAGAGUUUGCUUAUGAUUAUGUAUAGUGGGUUAAAUUACUUCUAUUGACAGUGAGGGACAAGUGGAAUUCGAGAUGGAUUAGUUGAGGUGGAUAAGACAAAGUUUUAAUAUCUCUUAGCUCUCUCUUGUGGUGAUAAGGUGUAACUACAGCAGGGUGACAAUUUAGGAAAUAAAAUCCACUUAUCCUUCAGUUUUGUUUGACUCCAGAAAAGGGAUGCAUUAUCUUUUCCCCACAUACUGAUCCUACUUUUGAGUGCAGGAGUCACUUAUCUGCACAGUUUAAACUAUUGAAAUAGUGCACAAAGAAAGUAGUUUGCACAAAAGUGGCACAACAAAAAUGUUUAUCUGACUUACAAUUUCGUUUGGCUUUUAAAUAUUCAAAGCAAAGUAUGGUAAUUAUUCAAAGCCCCAAAUUUAUUUUACUGAUUUUCCUCUGUCUCUGUUUAAGCCCAAUUUGCCUUAAACUUGAACCCAGCUUUUGAGAAAAUGAUUCAAUCGAUGCUGAAGAGAAAAUUAAGACGCUGUUUCUUCUGGGUGUUAAUAAAGGUUUAGUGAUCAUGUUUUAGCCUUAUAGCAAUGCUUAAAAGAAAAGUAGGUUGCUAUUUUUUUAGCAGCUUUUGUAAUUUUUUAUUUUUCUUCUGUCUUAGCCAUGGAAAACAAUUUUUGGCAGAGAGAGUUUAGUAUCAUAUGGACUCUUUUUGAUAUGUGCUCAUAGCAUGUUUGUAAAUGCUAAUCUUAGUGGAGUGAAACUAAAAGCUAUAUGUUUGGUAAUAAAAUGUUUCUGUAUUUUUAGAUUAUCAAAAUUGACUUAAUAUAGUUAUUAUUCCCAUUAAAAAAAAGGGGGAAACAUCCCAAUGUAGAACUAGUUUGAUAUGUAGUUAAACAUGUCUGGAUCAAUUGGACUCGUGAAUUUUGUUUUUGUGAUGUCAUUGUUGGUUCUUUUGACUUGAGUCUUUCCAACCUGAACACCCUGAGCUCUUAAGAAUUUAAAAGUCAAGAUUUAUUUAUUUAUUUGUUUGUUUGUUUUUAUUUGUUUUAGAUUUGAAUGCAAUUUGAAUAUGAGAAUAUCUCAGAUAUUCCAGGUUUUUGGG
Messenger RNA from Menidia menidia (Atlantic silverside), 3824 nucleotides. The record is from the annotation of a GenBank genome assembly. Lineage: Eukaryota; Metazoa; Chordata; Actinopteri; Atheriniformes; Atherinopsidae.